Messenger RNA from Habropoda laboriosa, 453 nucleotides. Its product is annotated as protein Fer3-like. Lineage: Eukaryota; Metazoa; Arthropoda; Insecta; Hymenoptera; Apidae. Gene Ontology annotation, molecular function: protein dimerization activity; DNA-binding transcription factor activity, RNA polymerase II-specific; RNA polymerase II transcription regulatory region sequence-specific DNA binding. The record is from RefSeq and is a predicted model, not a curated record. The transcript has 3 exons. Bases 1 to 453 code for a protein of 150 amino acids. Gene Ontology annotation, biological process: regulation of transcription by RNA polymerase II; developmental process.
AUGUCACAAUACGUCAGUGGAGAACUCGGAAGCUACCCAAUGUGGGACAGUUCUGUCUUAUACCAAGCUCCGCCUCCUUCGCAUUCUCAUGUUAACGAACACGGAUUAUAUAGACAACCCUGUGCGUUGUUACAUCAAAGCCGGUACACACCUAAUGGCAGAUCACCCAAUCUUCCAUCUUCUACUACGAAGAAGCCAAGACGUCGUGUGGCGACUGUUUCCCAAAGAAGAGCAGCAAAUAUUCGUGAGAGGCGUAGAAUGUUCAAUCUGAACGAGGCUUUCGACAAGCUGCGCAGAAAAGUACCAACUUUCGCGUACGAGAAGCGGCUCUCGAGGAUCGAGACGUUGCGUUUGGCUAUCACGUACAUCGCGUUUAUGGGAGAGCUACUUGGUAUUGAACCGAGCAGUCCAAAACCGGAAUAUAUCCCAAGAGAAUACUAUUUACCGAAUUAA